Galeopterus variegatus (Sunda flying lemur) is the source of this 848-nucleotide messenger RNA. RefSeq names its product beta-parvin-like. NCBI's taxonomy places the organism in Eukaryota, Metazoa, Chordata, Mammalia, Dermoptera, Cynocephalidae. Gene Ontology annotation, molecular function: actin binding. Gene Ontology annotation, cellular component: cytoplasm; lamellipodium; actin cytoskeleton. The transcript is spliced from 6 exons. Gene Ontology annotation, biological process: substrate adhesion-dependent cell spreading; actin cytoskeleton organization; establishment or maintenance of cell polarity. The annotation marks the transcript as partial. The record is from RefSeq and is a predicted model, not a curated record.
GAUGAUGAUGGGCCGGUUUGAGCGCGAUGCCUUCGACACGCUCUUCGACCACGCGCCGGAUAAGCUCAGCGUGGUGAAGAAGUCUCUCAUCACUUUUGUGAACAAGCACCUGAACAAGCUGAAUUUGGAAGUGACAGAACUUGAGACCCAGUUUGCAGAUGGCGUGUACCUGGUUCUGCUCAUGGGCCUUCUUGAAGACUACUUUGUUCCUCUCCACAACUUCUACCUGACCCCGGACAGCUUCGAUCAGAAGGUGCACAAUGUGUCGUUUGCCUUUGAGCUGAUGCUGGACGGAGGGCUCAAGAAACCCAAGGCUCGCCCCGAAGAUGUGGUAAACUUGGACCUCAAAUCCACCCUGAGGGUUCUUUACAACCUGUUCACCAAGUACAAGAACGUUGAGUGACCUGGGAGCAGCAGACAGCUGCGGGGACAGUUUCCCAGCAGGAGAAGUGUCGUCCGCCUGUGCCCCGCGCCUCCCCAGGGUCUCAGCUGUGUGAUUAUCACCCCACCCCACCCCUGCCUUUUUUUGGUUGUGUUCUUAACCUCCUCCCCCUGUAAUUCCGCGGUGGGCAGGAGCCUUUGGAAAUGCAGGCUUCUAAACAUCAAGGCUGUGUUGCAGGCCUCGCCCCACGUCGUUCUGCAGGAUGCUGAGUCAGUUGUCUGCCUUGAUCAAAAGAUGAAAAGAAAAAGCCCAUGGACGGCGCCCCGCGUUCCAUCUGAUGGAGCGGUCACGGUCAUGGGUGCGUGGAAGUGCGCCGUCGGCUUUGCAGGAGCGCUGGCUCCGGGAGGACUCAGGCUCACCACUCUCCAGCAUCUCCAGGGCUGGGCUCUCCUUGAAAGUGAGGCCU